GUGGCCAGAAGAUUGCCCAGCUUGGCUCGCUCGCGUCUCUGGCUCACCUCUCUCGCUCUCUUCUCUUGUGAAUGCUCGCUCUCUCUCUACCAUUUCUGAAGUCAUUGCUCUCUCUCUCUCUCUCUCUCUGGUUCCCUCCCUGGAGGAGAAGAGCCAGUCUCCACAAACUGAGUCCACUGGAUGAAUCUGCAGUUUCGAGGUUCUCCACUUGAUCUUCUCUUGCUGCAGAGAAUGCCGUGAAUCUGAGCACCUAGACUGCGAUUCCUAGCUUGCGCCAUGGGGAUAUGCGCUUCAAAACCUCCGAAGCCUAACCCUUACGCGACCAGAGAGGAGCGAGACGCCUCAGAAGUCCCUAAGCCUUCGACACCUUCUGCCAAUGGAGUGAAUGCGGAGAAUGCGAAGAAAGAGGAAGUUGAGUCGGUGAAGCGGUCGCCGAUCUUUCCGUUUUACAGUCCGAGUCCGGCGCACUACUUGUUUUCGAAGAAAUCUCCGGCGGUGGCGAGCGCGAACUCCACGCCGAGGAGGUUUUUCAAGCGGCCGUUUCCGCCGCCGUCGCCGGCGAAGCAUAUACGGGCAGUGUUGGCGAGGCGGCACGGGAAGGCGGCAGCUGCGGCGAUUCCAGAGGGGGAGGAGAGUGAGGGCGGUGGUUUGGCGGGGUUGGAUAAGAGCUUUGGGUUCUCGAAGCAGUUUACGAGCAAGUAUGAUGUCGGUGAGGAGGUCGGGAGAGGACAUUUUGGGUAUACUUGCUCCGCCUGGUUUAAGAAGGGAGAGCUUAAAGGUCAGCAAGUUGCUGUCAAAGUCAUCCCUAAAGCCAAGAUGACCACAGCUAUUGCAAUUGAGGAUGUGAGAAGAGAGGUGAAGAUACUGCGAGCACUGACAGGACACAAUAAUCUAGUACAAUUCUAUGAUGCAUUUGAAGACCAUGAAAAUGUCUACAUAGUUAUGGAGUUAUGUGAAGGAGGAGAGCUCCUAGAUAGGAUACUUUCAAGGGGUGGAAAAUACUCAGAAGAUGAUGCCAAGGCUGUCAUAGUACAGAUAUUGAAUGUCGUUGCAUUUUUUCAUCUCCAGGGUGUGGUGCACCGAGAUCUUAAACCAGAGAACUUUCUGUUUUCUUCUAAGGAUGAAAACUCCCAGUUAAAAGCUAUUGACUUUGGGUUAUCAGAUUUUGUAAAACCAGAUGAAAGACUUAAUGACAUUGUGGGAAGUGCAUACUAUGUGGCACCUGAAGUUUUACAUAGAUCUUACAGUACAGAGGCGGAUAUAUGGAGUAUUGGCGUGAUAGCAUAUAUUCUUCUGUGUGGUAGUCGUCCAUUUUGGGCCCGAACUGAGUCUGGAAUUUUUCGAGCUGUCUUAAAAGCUGAUCCAAGUUUUGAUGAAUCUCCUUGGCCUUCCCUGUCUUCAGAGGCAAAAGACUUUGUCAAACGCCUUUUGAAUAAAGACCCCCGGAAAAGAAUGACUGCUGCUCAAGCUUUAAGUCAUCCUUGGAUACGGAACUAUAAUGACGUAAAAAUUCCUCUUGAUAUUCUAAUUUUCAAACUCAUGAAGGCCUAUAUGAGAUCAUCAUCUUUGCGUAAGGCUGCUCUCAGGGCUUUAUCUAAAACGUUGACUGUGGAUGAGCUAUUUUAUCUGAAGGAGCAGUUUGCACUGUUGGAGCCAAACAAAAAUGGCAGCAUCGCCUUAGAGAAUAUUAGGACGGCUUUGAUGAAAAAUGCAACUGAUGCAAUGAAGGAGUCCCGAAUCCCAGAUUUUCUUGCCUCACUGAAUGCACUGCAGUACAGAAGGAUGGAUUUUGAAGAAUUCUGUGCAGCUGCUUUUAGUGUCUAUCAGUUGGAGGCACUUGAUCGUUGGGAACAACAUGCUCGGUGUGCAUAUGAAUUCUUUGAUAAAGAAGGGAACAGGGCUAUUGUUGUUGAGGAACUUGCUUCAGAGCUUGGACUUGGUCCUUCUGUCCCUGUCCAUGCCGUUCUUCAUGACUGGGUAAGGCAUACUGAUGGGAAGCUAAGCUUCCUUGGGUUUGUCAAAUUGUUACAUGGUGUAUCAAGCAGAACCGUUAUGAAGGCACAGUAAAAGCUGUAGGCAUGUUUGAGAUCUGGAAAUCUUCAUUCUUCUCUAGUCCUUGGCCUAAAGAUCUGAUUAGAGGUCAUUAAUGUAUACUGCAUGCACUCUGCAAGUUUAACCAUUCUUGGAGAUUAGGCACACUGGCAAACACGGCCGAUCUCCUUUGAUUCAAAUCUCAAGCCUUUGUCCGACAGAGUUGCCUUGGAGGAGUUUUUAACAAUUCAGAACCUGCAGGUAUGGUCAUUGGUUUCCAUUUGAGAGCCAACGAAAAUUUCCAUUGGCUUUGCUUGAUGUAUGGUUGUAGUUUAAGCGUUCCUGUUCUGGCAAGAACUAUUUCUUUGAGACUCCAUCUGAUGCUUUUAUUCGUUUCCCAUGUCAAUAGUCCCAAGCUUUCUGUUCGGUGUUUUUACAAAAAAAAAAAAAAAAAAGGGCUUUUUAAUGUGCUUCCAAAGGUGGAACAAAACUGCUUUGUUGUUAUCAUGUAUCUUCUCUUCAUGUUUGGACGUUUGUUGGAAACAUUGUAAAGAAUAAAACAUCUCUUGUUAGUGAUGGAAA
This is a messenger RNA of Malania oleifera, 2613 nucleotides long. Its product is annotated as CDPK-related kinase 5-like. Lineage: Eukaryota; Viridiplantae; Streptophyta; Magnoliopsida; Santalales; Ximeniaceae. The transcript has 11 exons. Gene Ontology annotation, biological process: peptidyl-serine phosphorylation; protein autophosphorylation; intracellular signal transduction. Gene Ontology annotation, molecular function: calcium-dependent protein serine/threonine kinase activity; calmodulin binding; ATP binding. Gene Ontology annotation, cellular component: cytoplasm; nucleus. The record is from RefSeq and is a predicted model, not a curated record. The coding region runs from base 277 to 2067 and encodes 596 amino acids.